This is a messenger RNA of Hemibagrus wyckioides, 1899 nucleotides long. It is a transcript of the gene pigw, whose product is annotated as phosphatidylinositol glycan anchor biosynthesis, class W. Gene Ontology annotation, biological process: GPI anchor biosynthetic process; protein localization to plasma membrane. Gene Ontology annotation, cellular component: membrane; endoplasmic reticulum. Lineage: Eukaryota; Metazoa; Chordata; Actinopteri; Siluriformes; Bagridae. The transcript has 2 exons. The coding region runs from base 308 to 1780 and encodes 490 amino acids. Gene Ontology annotation, molecular function: glucosaminyl-phosphatidylinositol O-acyltransferase activity. The record is from RefSeq and is a predicted model, not a curated record.
AAUAGACACAGACAGGAAACAUGCGGAAAUGCCGAAACGAGUCGAAUUUAAUGAACUGAUUCAAAUAGACGGAAAUAUUUAGUUAAUGACCUCCUGGUUUGUUUGUUUGUUUGUUCCAGGAACGCGCGUAAUUAAAAAAAGCAAUAAUCAUGAUGCAUUUUAGUACGAUAUGCAGGUUAUUUAUCUUGGACCUGACCCGACAGACCAGUUCAUCAUGAUUGGAUGAAAUGCAUGCAGCUUAGUGAAGGAGGAAAAUAGUCAAAAACAGAAGACCAGUCCUUUUGUAUUCAUAGAAAUCUCAAAGGCAAUGGCUGAAAUGGAAAAAGUUGCCUUUGUGAGCAACCUCAAUGGCACAACACUGACAGAAGUGUCUCUCGGAUCCUUCCUCGCACCUCUCUGUCUUCUCAGCCGAGGCUUAGUCUUGCUUGUGUUGCACCUAAAUAAAGUCGUUCUUCCACUAAGCAGCAGUGCUCACCUGCUUUUAGAUUUCACUCUGCUCAUAGCACCGCUGGUACUCUCAUGCACUGUCCUUAGCGACAUCCUUCAUUGGGUUAUAAUAGCCAUAGCUGUCACUGAUGUUUGUGCAGUGUCGAUUUUGUACUCAAAAAAGAGUAAAAAACAUACUGGUAAUCGAAGUAUGAUUGAUAGUUUUGAACACAGCCAUGUCGAAUCCAAAGUGGUACCUUUUUUGACCGCAUUCAGGGUGCUGGUCAAUGUCAAGACAGCUAUCAGCAUCCUUGCUGUGGAUUUUAGUGUUUUUCCAAGGAGAUAUGCCAAAACUGAGACAUAUGGGACAGGUGUUAUGGACUUCGGCGUGGGAGCUUAUGUUAUGGCGAAUGCAAUGGUGUGUCCUGAGGCUAGAGGGAAGAAAGUACAGGGUUCAAAACUGAGCUAUUUGGCGAAGCAGCUUUUCUCCGUCUGGCCCCUGGUCGUGCUCGGGUUUGCGAGGCUGGCGAGUGUGAAAUCCACAGGCUAUCACGAACACGUCACUGAAUACGGCCUGCACUGGAACUUCUUUUUCACUUUAGCCAUCGUGAGAGUGGUGGCUUCGGCUAUCCUCGCCAUAUUUCCCGUCAGUGCCUCCUGGCUCUUGUCAUUGCUGAUCAGUGGAGCUUACCAAGCCGUCUUAGAGACAACUGAUCUGAAAUCAUUUCUCACUCAGAACUCUGAGCGCAGAAGCUUUGUAGAAGCCAAUAAGGAAGGAAUAUUCUCUGUAGUGGGUUACAUCGCUGUCUACAUGGCUGGAGUUCAGGUCGGUGUCUAUCUAAUGAAGACUAGAACUCAGGUCAAGGACUGGAUACGAGUUAUCCGGAAUCUCCUCCUGGGAAGCUUUGGACUCUGGGUUGCUUUACAUGCCUGUCAAAUGCACAUAGAGCCAGUUUCACGUCGCAUGGCCAACCUGCCAUUCUGUUUAUGGACCAUAGCACAGUCCCUGUUUUUUCUUUCCUGUUUGGGGAUAGCAGAUAUCGCAUUGCUUUUUGCCAAAAUGGUGUCCAAUUUCUCAGCUGUGUCAACCUCCUGGAAUCCCAGUCGACGUUCGGAUACGGAACGGAAAAUAAGGAACAAACUGGACGCUUUGUGUUUGAUCCAGUCUGUGAACAGGAAUCAGUUGUUGUUCUUCCUGCUGGCGAAUGUAAUGACUGGAUUAACCAACGUACUCGUAGACACUCUGAAAAGCAACGACUUCUUUGCUGUUUGUGUUUUGCUCUCUUACAUGUUCAUGAACAGUUUAAUUAUAUUCAUUUUACAUGUAAAUGAUUUUACAAUUAAAUUUUGGUAAUUUUCCCCUUGCUUGAAUCAGUUUUGAAUAAUCACUGCUGUGAAGAUGAUAUUUGAACAAUAUUGUAAGUUGUAAUCAUGACCAAGCUGAUAUGUGAUAAAUAAAACACUGAAAAUGAA